UUGGAAAUGUUACCGUUACACACACAAAACCCCCCAACGUCUCUUUCCAUUUUUAAACCUGAAAGCAAAAAAGUUACGAUUUUUAUACCAGCAAUCAAACAAAUUUUGUACCCAUCAAAUAAGUCUCAUUUCUCGAUUCAUCUCUCUCAUUGAGCUGCAUUGCAACACUCACUCACCAAUGGCACUCAGACCCAUCGACAACGCUCUUCCAACAACCCCAGAGAGACCUAAAAAACAACCCAAAGUCGCUCUUGCAACCCAAAAGCAACAAGACCGUGCUGGCGUCAAUGGCGAAAACAUAGUUCCAUUGCCCUCAUCUGGGGAUGCCACUGUUGACUAUGUCUCCUCCGACAACCUUAAGCCCUUGUCGGACCCUGAAGUUAAGAUUCAGAGCUUGGUUGAAGAUUUGGAUUCGAAAAAUUGGACGAAGGUUUGUGAGUCGCUGAAUGAUGUUAGACGCUUCGCGAUGUACCACUCCUCUCUUCUGUUCCCCAUUUUGGGAAAAAUUGUGUUGGUGGUGGCGAAGACAAUGAGGAACCCUCGUAGUGCUCUCUGCAAAACUGCUAUUAUGGCUGCUGCUGAUAUUUUCAACGCCUUUGGUGACAAGUUGCAUGACCCAGAAAUCUCCGAUGCAUUUGAUGGCUUGCUGCUACAGCUGCUGCUGAAGGCAUCCCAAGACAAAAGGUUUGUGUGUGAAGAAGCUGACAGGGCACUUGGCUUAAUGGUUGGUUCCAUGACCCCUCUUCCACUGCUUCAGAAAAUGAGGGUAUAUGGGAGUCACAAAAACCUUAGGGUCAGGGCUAAGGCUGCUGUUUCUCUCUCCAGAUGUGUCUCCAAGAUGGGGCUUCAAGAAAUGGAGCAGUUUGGGUUGGUUGAACUGAUUGAAGUGGCAGCUGAUUUACUGAAUGAUAGACUUCCAGAGGCAAGAGAUGCAGCGCGAAGUGUUGCAACUUCAAUGUAUGAAGCACUGACAAAGGACUCGGAAGAGAAGAUGGAGCUGUGGCAGAGCUUCUGCCAAUCCAAGUUGCCACCAAUUCAUGCUCUUUCAAUUUUGAAAAUAGUUAAGCCCUAAAAGGGAGGGGUGUUUCUGUUGCGUGUAGUCCCUAGUCAUAUAUUCCUGAAGGCAGAGAGUUUACAAAAUUUAGCUAUAUUGAAGUAGUAGAGCUCAUGUUUCUUCAUGAGCAAGCAAUAUGAAAUAACAUUUCAUGUGUUCAGAGUUUGCUCUAGUACUGCAUAAUCUCUUUUUAAUAACAGUGACUUCCACAAUUUUUGCUGUGUUA
Glycine soja is the source of this 1280-nucleotide messenger RNA. RefSeq names its product TOG array regulator of axonemal microtubules protein 1-like. Gene Ontology annotation, molecular function: microtubule binding. Bases 179 to 1072 code for a protein of 297 amino acids. NCBI's taxonomy places the organism in Eukaryota, Viridiplantae, Streptophyta, Magnoliopsida, Fabales, Fabaceae. Gene Ontology annotation, cellular component: cytoplasmic microtubule. The transcript is spliced from 5 exons. The record is from RefSeq and is a predicted model, not a curated record. Gene Ontology annotation, biological process: microtubule cytoskeleton organization.